Messenger RNA from Vanderwaltozyma polyspora DSM 70294, 1251 nucleotides. RefSeq lists its product as uncharacterized. Gene Ontology annotation, cellular component: plasma membrane. NCBI's taxonomy places the organism in Eukaryota, Fungi, Ascomycota, Saccharomycetes, Saccharomycetales, Saccharomycetaceae. Gene Ontology annotation, biological process: potassium ion transmembrane transport. The record is from RefSeq and is a predicted model, not a curated record. The transcript has a single exon. Gene Ontology annotation, molecular function: potassium ion transmembrane transporter activity. Bases 1 to 1251 code for a protein of 416 amino acids.
AUGUUCAAGAGCAAUUGGAAGUAUACUAUAAAUCCCAAAACAUUUGAUGAUCUAGAUGCCUCAGAAUUUAAAAAUAAAAAGCGUGGUACUGUGUGCAGCUACAUUUUUUUUGUUCUUAUUUUGAAUUUUUUGAAGACAGCACUCUUUAUAUCAGAUGUUUAUACCUGCAUCAAAUUGUUAGCAUUCAAUUCAUGGUCAAAUAAUAUUGUUCAGCCGUACCUACCUUUCAGAAUCUCUAAAUGGUUGUUCAGUGCUUGUAUCUUAUUCUCAAUUGUGUUGUUAAUUUGGGAACUUAUUAGAGGGUUGCGUGUAUUCCGUACAAAAAAUAUUGCAUUGUCAUAUGUAAAUAAUUUUUGUCAAACAUAUUACUCUUUAAAAAGUUAUUCAACGUUUUGUGUUUUUAAUAAGAUUACUGCUGAUAACAGAUUUCAAAAAAUCGCCUUUUUUACCUUCUUUGAAUUGAAAAAUUGUUUUAGAAUAUUAUUUGCUGAUACACCAAGACAGGUUAUAAAUGGUUUAACUCUAUGGUCAGUAUUAAUUACAACAAGUGACGGAGCAACUUUGGGAGACUUAGAGACAAUAAAUGGGUUACUACAAAAAAUAAAAAAUAUCGCACAGACAAAUCAUGCUGAAGCAGUUAUUCUAUCUUUGAUGUUAUUCUCAUUCGUUAUUUGGUGUAUUUUUAUAACUAAAUUAACCGUUGCUAUGAUCUGUUCCAUAUUUGUAUAUCAUGAAUUAAUAAUGAUGAAUAAGUUCAACGGUUUAAGGGAAUAUGUUUGUGUGACUGUGAAUAUCAAAAUUGACGAGCUAAUAGAAAGACAAUCAAAAUUAAAGGACGGGGAAGAUAUCGAUUCUAGCAUAAAUUCAAUAAAUGAAUUUAGAUUCAAGACAUUGGAAGAUAUAGAAAACAUGCAGGCUUUACCACCAAAUUUAGUAAAGUUGGAUGAUGACGAACAAUCGUUGGAGCUGCAAUAUUACUUAAGGGGAAAAGCUUCCAAGACUGAGAUCAACCAGAAGAAUCCUGAUAAUAGAAUGAGUGAAAUAUUAGACUACCAUGAUAAACAUAUUGGGAAUGAAUAUACAGAAGAUCCUGUUGAUGAUCCUUUGAGAGUCACUUCUAUGAUUUUUGACACAAGCACAAAUUAUUUCAAAGACGAAAUAUACACAUUCGAUAUCAAGAAACAUUUGUUUACCCACAGGGAAUACGGAUGGGUUGAAAUCAUCAGAUUCACUAAGUUCAAUUAUCAGUGA